Messenger RNA from Microplitis mediator, 2295 nucleotides. RefSeq names its product sodium-dependent dopamine transporter (gene DAT). Gene Ontology annotation, molecular function: dopamine:sodium symporter activity. The record is from RefSeq and is a predicted model, not a curated record. The transcript has 13 exons. Gene Ontology annotation, biological process: sodium ion transmembrane transport; dopamine uptake involved in synaptic transmission. The coding region runs from base 316 to 2295 and encodes 659 amino acids. Gene Ontology annotation, cellular component: presynaptic membrane; neuron projection; neuronal cell body membrane. NCBI's taxonomy places the organism in Eukaryota, Metazoa, Arthropoda, Insecta, Hymenoptera, Braconidae.
CUCACAUUAAAUUAUUUAUUUCCAAUUAACAAUUACCCAUAAAAAAUUCAAAUUUUUAAUUUUUAUUUCCAGUGAACUGUGAUUUUUAAAUCAUGUCCAUAAAGUGACAGUUUACAUUUUCCUUAUAAUUUUUCAAAAAAUUUGAGUAGUGAAUAAAAAAAAAUCUUAAUAAAUAAUUAAAACGGUAAUGGGUUUAAUGAAUAAAAACAAAUUAAUUUUAUUAAUAAUUUGGCUUAAAGUCAAUUAUUUAUUAAGCCAGUGUUUGAAUUAUAAAAAUCAAUCUAUUUUUAUAAAAGAUUAUUGAUCAGGGGAAAAAUGACAUCGAGGGUCUCAAAACCAACGACGCCGACCGAUAGCGGCAAAGUUAUAGUCGAGGGCCGCGAAACUUGGUCUGGAAAAGUUGAUUUUCUUUUAUCAGUAAUUGGAUUUGCUGUUGAUUUGGCGAAUGUUUGGAGAUUUCCGUACUUGUGCUACAAAAAUGGGGGCGGUGCAUUUCUAGUUCCCUACUGCAUAAUGUUAAUAGUCGGUGGUAUUCCUUUAUUCUAUAUGGAACUUGCUCUAGGGCAAUUUAACCGGAAAGGAGCUAUUACAUGUUGGGGACGACUUGUUCCUUUACUCAAAGGAAUCGGUUACGCUGUUGCGCUGAUAGCCUUCUACGUUGAUUUUUACUAUAAUGUUAUAAUAGCUUGGGCAUUGCGUUAUUUUUUUGCAUCGUUUACGAACAUGUUGCCGUGGACAACCUGCGGUAAUCCAUGGAAUACUCCACUUUGUCGGGAAUUAAAUUCAAAUACUUCUGAUGAGUUUGUUAUUAAUGACUGGAGUGAUUAUUACCAGACUUCGUUACUGCUUAAUACGAGCGAUAAUAGUUUAUUGGGAUACAAUAAUUAUGGAAGCUGGAGGAAUUACACGGAUGACAAUACAACGAAGUAUACGAGCGCGGCUCAGGAAUACUUCAACCGGGCGAUUUUGGAAUUACACCAGAGCGCGGGGUUACACGAUCUGGGAAUUGUCAAGUGGGACAUUGCGCUUUGUUUGUUUAUUGUUUAUGUUAUUUGUUAUUUCUCAUUGUGGAAGGGAAUAUCAACAUCUGGAAAGGUGGUCUGGUUCACGGCUUUGUUUCCCUACGCUGUGCUUCUGAUCCUCUUAGUCCGUGGUGUCACCCUACCAGGAAGUGCCGAAGGAAUAAAGUACUACCUCAGUCCCAAUUUCACCGCAAUAACAAACGCCGAGGUAUGGGUGGAUGCCGCAACUCAAGUAUUUUUUUCCCUCGGACCCGGGUUCGGAGUUCUUCUAGCCUACGCCAGUUACAAUGAGUACCACAAUAAUGUCUACAGCGAUGCAAUACUGACGAGUGUCAUCAACAGCGUGACUUCUUUUAUUGCCGGCUUCGUUAUUUUUUCGGUCCUCGGUUACAUGGCGCAUGCAAGCGGACGAUCUAUCAAAGAUGUUGCAACAGAAGGCCCCGGUCUUGUUUUUAUUGUUUAUCCCGCGGCAAUUGCAACGAUGCCUGGAUCUAUGUUUUGGGCGCUUAUAUUUUUUAUGAUGUUACUUACUCUCGGAUUAGACAGCUCAUUUGGUGGUUCGGAAGCAAUAAUAACAGCAUUAAGUGACGAAUUUCCUCUGAUUGGUAAUCACCGGGAAAUAUUUGUCGCGUGUUUAUUUACAUUAUACUUUCUCGUGGGUCUUGCGUCAUGUUCCCAAGGAGGAUUUUACUUCUUUCAUUUAUUGGACCGUUACGCUGCCGGUUACUCGAUGCUAUUUGCCGUACUCGCGGAAGCGAUAGCCGUCAGCUGGAUUUACGGCACCGAUAGAUUUUGCGCAGACAUUAAAGAUAUGAUUGGAUUUGCACCAGGACUCUACUGGCGCGUUUGUUGGAAAUUUAUUGCUCCGAUUUUUAUUGUCUUUAUUAUCGUCUACGGUUUAAUGGGCUACGAACCUCUUUCAUAUGACGAAUACACUUACCCCUUGUGGGCAAAUAUCAUUGGAUGGAUCAUAGCAUCGUCUUCAGUGGCCAUGAUCCCAGGAAUGGCGAUUUAUAAAAUAAUUGUUACCCCCGGAACAUUCUGUCAAAGAAUAAAAAUAUUAACAACUCCAUGGAGAGACACACAGCAGCAAACAGUGAACAUGAGAUCAACCGUAAGUUCAGUAGCUAAUGGAGCCGUACGAACAAGUUUACUCGAAGAAGGCGGUUUUGUUGACGUAUUACCUAAAGAACAAUUAGAUCUAACUAAAGAAAAAAUUCAAGUUGUACUUCAUCCUGGUGACAAUGGCGACCCACCACCAGAACCCGUCUAG